AUGCAGCUCGCGGAAGACGAAGGGCUGCCACGCCUUUUCGACCGACCUUUUCGACCGGAGACGGGUGGACCGAAGCAGUUCACCGGCGAGGCGGGGAAGUAUGGCAAGGGCGCCGAGGCAGAGAAGGUCUUGACCGAAAGCAUGAACUUCAUCGCGAAGGGCGCUGGGCUCUUCCUGGGCGUCGGCCUGGCGAGUCAAGGCGUCGACGGGCUGGAGGCGUUGGACGCGGAGCCGGAGCCGGGCAGCCUGGGCAGCGACGAGGAGUUUGAGACGAGGACGGAGGAUUUACCCAAGUCGACGGCGUUGGAGACGUUGGCCCUGGAACCCAGUGUGGAGCAUGCGAAAGAGGCGGCCGAAGAGCUGCAGAAACCUACCAGUGAGGUGCUGGCGAGCACGUUGACCUACUGGAUGGACCAGGCCAUCCAGCUGGGCGCGGCCGGAGACGAGGAGGCCGAGGCCGUCGCGGAGGAUGGGGCGAUGGCGAACUUCCUCCAGGGCAUGCGGCAGGCAGUGGCCUCGCUCUCGGAGGAGGAACUGAAGGUCUCCCAGGCCGUACUCGACGAGCUGCUCGAGGAGGCGAAGGGGAUCGUGGAUUCCGCUGAUGGGAUGGACUUGCUCUUGGAGACGGAGGAGCAGUUGGAAGACUAUAUGGACCCUUCCAUACCUUUAGAGGUGGCGGUGGGGCUCUUUGCGGCAGGGACCUUCCUGCCCGGCUGGGCCCUGCAGAUCUUUGGGGAGACCUCCAGUGGCCUUUGGAUCAGCACACUCGCUCAGAUUAUUGGUUCCUUUGGACUCACCAGCAACGUGAUGUUCUCCAUGGCCACCGACGUGACCAAUAGCAAGGACCGCGAGCUCAUGGCCGGCGCCUACUUCGCACUGAUGUGCGUCAUGAACGUCGUUCUGAUCUCCAUUCCGGUCCUCCUUAUCAUGGUCCUCAAAGUUGUCAACAACAACAUGGAGUUGAUCGUUUGCGUGCAGACCUUGGGCACGGUGCUCUUCUUCUUGGUGCUUUGCACCGUCCAGGCCGAAAAGGAGAAAGAGGCGCAGCAUGAUAAUGAGAUGUGGAUGGCAGAGGGUGGCGGCGGCUCUGAUGUGAAUGAGAGUGAGCCGCCCGCCAAGCAGGACUGGAGGCAAGGCAUUUGUGGAAUCCUCCGAGGGCUUGUGCAGCCUUUCUUCUUGGCCUUUGGACAUCGUCGGCUCCGCCGACUCUGUCUGACGACCUUUCUGCUGGGCUUCGGUGGAAGUCUGGUGAACGACAUUGGAGGACAGUUCUUCAACCAAUGUUUGGGCUUGAUCCAGCAUCCCGACGAGAGCAAGGUAGUCAUGGUCUCGAUCUGGUCGAUGCUGCCAGGUCAGAUCAUGGCCAUCCCUGGGAACAUCAUCACCGGGUACAUUGCAAAACAGGCCGGACCCUUGAAAGUGCUCCGCAUGUUGAUCCCAAUCGCCGCGCUGUUGGUGGCAGUGGGUGCCUUCAUGGCUGUGGUGCAGCAGAUGUGGUACAUUGCGGUGGUGGUGAUCUGCUUGACCUACGCGGGCAUGCCCAACGUGCCACUCCAGCGCAUCGUUGCAGGGGUGGCCCCACCCGGACGCACGGGUGAAGCACUGGCGGCGAAUGGCGUCUUUCAGAUGCUCGCGGGGCUCCUGGGCAACAUGGCAGUGGCAACGUUGAACCCAAUGCUACUGAGCUCCAGCAUGCCCAACCCUUUGUGGGUCUACUAUCCCGUCUGCGGCCUGUUGGUGCUUAUGGCGAUCUUGCCCUUGAUCGGCACUCCCCGUGGUGGUUGGGGAGCUGCCACUGGCUCAGUCACUGACCAGAUCCAUGCCAUCAGCUGGGCCGACGGAGCUUUGUUCCGUUGGUAUUACUUCGCCAUGAGGCAGCGGAUGUCGCGACAACAGCAGGGCUCCAGUGUGAAGUCCUACAUCAGCGAGCAAGACCUCAUCUAUGAAUAUCACGAGGAGGAUGCUUUCCUCCCUGAGGUGAGCAAGCGGGAAUAUGAGGCGGCCUUCAAACUCUUCGACCAUGAGGGCACCGGGCGUAUCACCAAGUCGGACAUCGGCGCAGUUCUGAAGGCUGCUGGAAAUUUCCCCACAGACGAAGACAUCGAGAAAUUCAUGACCAAAGUCGACACGGACGGAGAUGGCACCUUGAGCUACGAGGAGUUCCUCCAUAUGUUGCAGAGGCUGCCACAGGAGCGUGACUUUGAGGCGGAACUCAUCGAGGCUUUCAAAAUCUUAGAUGAGAACGCGGAUGGUUUCCUCUCGAUUGAUGAGUUGGAAAAGGGCGCGAAGCUCUUUCAUCACCCCUGGACGCGAGAGGAUAUCAUGAAGAUGAUUGAAGAGGCGGACGUGAGCCACGAUGAAAAAGUGAGCUUCCCUGAGUUCGAGCGCAUCAUGAAGUGGGGCAUGGCCAUGAAGAUCUCCACCGAUGGAGCUGUGGCACCGACCAAGAGCCUCAAGCGCUGA
Durusdinium trenchii is the source of this 2463-nucleotide messenger RNA. Lineage: Eukaryota; Dinophyceae; Suessiales; Symbiodiniaceae. The record is from the annotation of a GenBank genome assembly.